Messenger RNA from Heterocephalus glaber (naked mole-rat), 6211 nucleotides. It is a transcript of the gene Cgnl1, whose product is annotated as cingulin like 1. Gene Ontology annotation, biological process: protein localization to cell-cell junction. NCBI's taxonomy places the organism in Eukaryota, Metazoa, Chordata, Mammalia, Rodentia, Bathyergidae. The record is from RefSeq and is a predicted model, not a curated record. Gene Ontology annotation, cellular component: myosin complex; bicellular tight junction.
GGCCUCCCGGCCUCCCGGCCUCCGGGCGCCUGCCCAGCUCGGCCAGGCUCCGGGCGCAGCGGGACGGAGCGGGCGGCGUUGGGACAGGGAACCAUGGAGCUGUACUUUGGUGAAUACCGACACGUGCAGCAGGAAUACGGCGUCCACCUGCGACUAGCAAGUGAGGCGACCAAGAAAACAAGGAGUUCCCCACACUCCAAGACAGGCUCCUAUGGUGUCAGUAUCAGAGUCCAGGGGAUUGAUGGUCACCCCUACAUAGUCCUCAACAACACGGAGCACUGUCUAGCAGGCAGGCCUUUUUCAGAAAAUGGGCCCUCCUUUCCAUCUUCGAUGAUCAGUGACCUGCCUGGAUGCUCCGGCUCUGUACCAAAGGAGAGCAGCAUGGAAGAGCCACCGCACCCAGAGAACUCAUACGCCCAGCCCAGCCCGCCCAGAAACCCGAAGCAGCCCUCUCUCCACGAGGGCAGGAACAGUGUCCUAGAACGAAAAGACAUCCCAGGGAAGUCUUCCCACCUGCUGAACUUUCAAAGGCACCCAGAGCUUUUGCAGCCCUACGACCCUGACAAGAAUGACCUGAACUUGCACAAUCUCCAAGCUCCCGAGAGCGACGGGUUGAACGGUUUGGCAGAAGAAGGUGCUAACAACAAGAAGCAGCCUUGGGCUUGUUCUUCCAAACCUGGCAACCCCCCGCCCACCAGCCCUUCCCUGGAGUCCACCCGCCUGUGCAGCUCUGUGGUCACAGAGGAGCCUGAGAAGCAGACCUCAGUGUGUGUCAAUGUUCAGAGCUGCAUGAAGGAAGGGCGGGUGGGGGACGCCCUUUCCCCUAGCAGGAGGUCCCUGUCUACCCUCAGCCCACAGGCCCACGGCGAAAUCAAGAAAACCAGGCCAGAUGUUCUUCCCUUCCGGCGACAAGACUCAGCGGGCCCCAUCCUGGACGGAGCUCGCUCACGGAGGUCCUCAUCCUCCUCCACCACGCCCACCUCAGCCAACUCUUUGUAUAGGUUUCUGCUUGAUGAUCAGGAAUGUGCCAUCCAUGCUGACAACGUCAACCGGCACGAAAACAGGAGGUAUAUCCCCUUCUUCCCCGGAACUGGGAGGGAUAUCGACACGGGCUCAAUUCCUGGUGUGGAUCAGUUGAUUGAAAAAUUUGAUCAAAAGCCUGGACUUCAGAGAAGAGGAAGGUCUGGGAAGCGAAACAGAAUCAACCCAGAUGACAGGAAGAGGUCCCGGAGCGUGGACAGUGCGUUUCCUUUUGGUUUACAGGGUAACUCAGAGUACCUGACAGAGUUCAGCAGGAACCUGGGCAAGUCCAGUGAACGCCUCCUCCGGCCGUCCCAGCUGUGUCCCCAGAGGUCCCUGGCUCAGGAGUACCUUGGGAAGCAGGGCAUGGGCCGAGCCUUUGCCAAGCUGCAGGGAGCCAUGCACGGCGCCCAGGGUGCCCCACAGAACAAAGAUGGGAAAGUUCCAGAAAACAAAGGAGGUCGGGAAGGCACCGUGGUGGUUUGUGCACCCUCCCUUCCAGCUCAGGCCAGAAAGGAGGAUGAAAUAAAAACAGCCACUGCCACGCUGAUGUUGCAGAAUCGGGCCGUGGCAACCUCACCGGAUUCCGGCGCCAAGAAAAUUUCCAUGAAGACAUUUUCUUCCAACUCAAAUACUCAGGCCACACCAGAUCUCUUAAAGGGCCAGCAAGAGCUCAACCAACAAGCCAAUGAGGAGACGGCCAAGCAGAUACUUUAUAAUUACCUCAAAGAAGGAAGCUCUGACAAUGAGGAUGCCACUAAAAGGAAAGUCAACUUGGUCUUUGAGAAAAUCCAGACUUUAAAGUCUCGAGCAGCAGGGAGUGCCCAAGGGAAUCCUCAAACAUCUAGCUCCUCAUCUGAAGUCAAAGAUCUGUUGGAACAGAAAAACAAGUUGACCUCAGAAGUGGCUGAACUUCAGCGGCAACUUCAACUAGAGGUCAAGAACCAGCAGAACAUCCAAGAAGAGAGAGAGCGCCUGAGAGCGGACUUGGAAGAAGUGCGGAGCCAGCUGGACAGGCGGGUGGAGGACAGUGCUGCGCUACAGCAGCGCCUGGAGGACAGCGAGGCUGAGCUUCGAAAGAGCCUGGAGGAGCUCUUCCAGGUGAAGAUGGAGCGGGAACAGCACCAGACUGAGAUCAGGGAUCUGCAGGACCAGCUCUCAGAGAUGCAUGAUGAACUGGACAGUGCCAAGCACUCAGAGGACAGGGAGAAGGCGGCUCUGAUCGAGGAGCUUCUGCAGGCAAAGCGGGACCUUCACGAUCUGCUGAUUGCCAAAGAGGAGCUGGAAGAUCUCUUGAGAAAGCGAGAGCGUGAGCUCACUGCCCUGAAGGGCGCCCUGAAAGAAGAGGUUUCCAGCCACGACCAGGAGAUGGACAGGCUGAAGGAGCAGUACGACAUGGAGCUGCAGGCCCUGAGGGAGAGUGUGGAGGAGGCAACCAAGAAUGUCGAAGUCCUGGCCAGCUGGAGCAACACUUCAGAACAGACUCAGGUGGGGGCUGAGAUGCGGGAAAAAGCGCUGAAGGAGGAGAUGGAGAAGCUGCAAGGCAGAGCUGAGGAGCUGGAGUGCAGAGUGGCCGAGCUGCAAGCGCAGCUGGAGGACGGCAAAGGUGGUGAGGCCCAGGCUGAGGAAGCGCUCCGGAAGUGCAAGGGUGAAGUGUGGCAGCUAGAGGAGGCCCUUGUACACGCCAGGAAGGGAGAAGAAGAAGCUGUGUCAGCCAGAAGGGCCCUGGAGAGUGAGCUGGCAGAUGCUCAGCAAGAACUGAGUCGGACCAUCCAGGAGCAGAAGCAGCUGUCCAAGAAGCUGCAAGAUGAGACUGAGCAGAAGGAGCAGUUAAGAAGGUUAAAGAAUGAGAUGGACAGUGAGCGGCGACAUCUCGGCGAGACCAUCGAGAAGCUGCAGAAGGAGAUGGCCGACAUUGUGGAGGCAUCUCGCACAUCGACCCUGGAGCUCCAGAACCAGCUGGAUGAGUACAAGGACAAAAAUCGCAGGGAGCUCGCGGAAGUGCAGAGGCAGUUGAAGGAGAAAACCGUUGAGGCAGAAAAUUCCCACCUGGCCGCCAUGAAACUGCAGGAUGAGAUGCGCCUGAUGGAGGAGGAGAUACGGGACCACCAGCGGGCUCAGGACGAAGCGCUCACGAAAAAGCAGCUGCUGGAGCAAACGCUGAAGGACCUGGAACAUGAGCUGGAGGCCAGGAGUCACCUCCGAGAUGACCGAAGCCGGCUGGUCAAGCAGAUGGAGGACAAGGUGUCUCAGCUGGAGAUGGAGCUGGAAGAGGAAAGAAACAACUCAGAUUUGCUGUCUGAGAGGAUCACUCGGAGCAGGGAGCAGAUGGAGCAGAUGAGGAACGAGCUUCUUCAGGAGCGAGCUGUGCGACAAGACUUGGAGUGUGACAAGAUUUCCCUGGAGAGACAGAACAAGGACUUGAAAAGCCGGAUUGGACACCUGGAAGGCUCCUACAGGUCCAGCAAGGAAGGGCUGGUGGUGCAGAUGGAGGCCCGGAUCGUGGAGCUGGAGGACCGACUGGAGAGCGAGGAGAGGGACCGGGCCAGUCUGCAGCUCAGCAACCGCAGGCUGGAGCGGAAGGUGAAGGAGCUGGUGAUGCAGGUGGAUGACGAGCACCUGUCCCUGACAGACCAGAAGGACCAGCUGAGCUUGCGCUUGAAAGCAAUGAAGCGGCAGGUGGAAGAGGCCGAGGAGGAAAUCGAUCGGCUGGAAAGUUCUAAGAAGAAGCUGCAAAGGGAGCUGGAGGAGCAGGUGGAUGUGAAUGAGCAGCUGCAGGGGCAGCUCAGCUCCUUGAAGAAGGACUUAAGACUUAAGAAGCUGCCGAGUAAAGUUCUGGAUGACAUGGAUGAUGACGACGACCUCAGCACCGAUGGCGGGAGCCUCUAUGAAGCACCGCUGAGCUUCACCUUCCCCAGGGACAGCGCUGUGGUCAGCCAGAUCUAACCCGCUUCCUUGGUUCCUGCCAGGACUCUGCAGCUGGCCAGCAGGAGGCAGCAGGGGGAGUGGAGUGUGGGGGGCCCUGGCCGCCCCUACACAUAGUUCUCAAGCUCACAGCCCUCCCUGGUGUCUCCAGUGUCUUCCACCGGGAGCCACUGUGGUUUAGAACAAGGCAGCGGAGCCACCACCCACUGGCUCAUUUGGGGAAAUGUGCCUUGGUAGGAUGAAGGCCCUGUUCUGCACAGCUGUGCCCCCUCCUGCCAAGAGAGAGGGUCCAAAGUGCUACUCACUACUUCAGAGCCAAGUGCAGGAAAGGGAAUGAUGUACAUAUGGUAAAGCAGACCUUCACACGGACUGCUGCUGUUCCAUUUCAGAACAUUCCACAGCCUUUGUAAAGCUCACACACCUAUAACAAGUAUUCUUUUCUAAAACCCAAAGCUACUGGGCUUUAUUCAAAAGCAGAGGUGAGAGGCAAGGUAGACUAUAGGCCACUUUGGAAAUCAGAGUUGGAAAAAAAGAAUCACAGUGACCUGUACUGGGAGCAGAUGCUCAGGUGGCCUAGGUAAACCACUGUUGCUGAUCAAGGAGGUGUUCAGUAAGGUCAUGGGGAAAGGGAGAGGGGAGAGGAGGUGAACAGCAGGUAUGGGUGUGGGACUGGCAUGAGAAGGUAGACGGAAAAGUCCUUGAAAGCUGGGGGAUGUGUAGAUCAGGGUUGGGUUGGGCUGGAGCUGGAUUGAUAUUCGGGAAGGAAGAGUGGGAUGUGUCUGCAAACUGGAGGUCUCCUUUCAGCUUCUGGGCACAAGGGGACUCGGAAUGGGUCAGGCCUGGGGGGAAGGCCAUAACCUCAGAAGAUGCUGGGUAUCCCAGUGCUGGAUGGGCAGCUCAGGAGGGAAGUGGCCAGGGAGAGGACCAUGGGAGGUAGCAAUGAACCAAGAUGGCUUCUGCAGUGUCCCCUCACACUGUGGCCUGUGGGCCACAGAAGUCCACGACAGUUGGCAUGGGUCCCACUUAGGGUCCCAGAGCUGGUCAACAAGAUGCAGAGUCAGCAGCCUGCAGAGAAUGGUGGGCAUCUGGAGCUGGAGAGCAAAGCUUUCCUCUGCCACCACCUGGGUCACUGUCCCCUCACCACCCCUAGGGGUGGCUGUGGCCCCUGCUCACUCUUAGGGUGUGGAGGAAGCCCUCCCUUAGCCAUUCAUCCGUGUAAUAAUUCUGUUGGGCACCUGUGGUGUGGCAGGCACAGCCUUGGUGCUAAGGCAGCAGUGAAUACAUGGGUAAAAACCGUCCUCCUCGAGCUCAGUCAGCGGAGGGGGUGACAAGCAAUAACCAAGCUGACGCAGCGCUGAGGACCGCAGAACCCAGCCCCAAGCCCUCUGCCCUCUUGGGGAUGUGACAAUUACAGGGCUCCUUGGGACCCUUAGAAUGUAUUUCAUUUCCCUGUUGCUUCCACAUAUCCAAACACCUGCCAGGAAGCCAGGAAGCCAGCCCUACAAGGGCCUCGCACAGGGGUAACUAGAGCCCAGGGAAGAGCUUAGCGAGCCCAGAACCAGGGGAGGGAGCAUCCGGUCUGCUUGAAGAAAAAGCAGCUGCCUCUCAUUCUUGCCUGUUCUUCCUGGUAGCUGUGAAGGUGGCUGUCGGAAGCAAAGGGCCCCUGAAUAGAGACAGGACACCAUUGAAAAUGGUUACAUUGUUACCCUAGAAAGAGUGGCUACAGUGCAGUUGGCAGCGUCCAGAGGCCUGCAGUACGAUGGGGCAGGAGGGGCACUGACUGGGGUUUGGAGAGGUGUUCUGGGGCCCUGCUCAUCUCCUCCCCAUGGCCUUGGCCUUGACAGGUGUUGGCUGGGAUGAGAUGAGAUGAGAUGAGCAGGGUCCCGGGUCCUUCCCAGCUUGAACUCACAGCCAAUCUCUGAUCAUAUAUACAUACGUUAUAUAUACCUACUUUUCUCUCCUUUAUUGCUUGAAGAGCUAACUCCUGCUCAAGAGUAUUUUCAUUAGCUAGGUUAAAAAGAAAAAAAAUGUAAAAAAUAUAUGGCCAAAUGCAAUGCUGAAGAGACAAUCAUCAAAUAUCUUUUAUAAUUUCUGGGCCUGCUUCGGAGUGUCAUUCCACCAUGCCUGUUCGCGUACUUGGGUUUUGCUUCAGCGGAUGGUUUUGUUGUCAUGGGGAAAAGACAUUCUCGUUGUGGGUACCUCCAUGUAAGUGAAUACCUGGAUACAGCAAGAUUUCCUUUCAAUAAACUGUGUCACCCAACUGGAA